Sorex fumeus (smoky shrew) is the source of this 392-nucleotide messenger RNA. RefSeq names its product profilin family member 4 (gene PFN4). The transcript has 4 exons. Bases 3 to 392 code for a protein of 129 amino acids. Gene Ontology annotation, molecular function: actin monomer binding. Lineage: Eukaryota; Metazoa; Chordata; Mammalia; Eulipotyphla; Soricidae. The record is from RefSeq and is a predicted model, not a curated record. Gene Ontology annotation, cellular component: cell cortex.
GCAUGAGCCAUUUGCAGAAUUUGCUGUUAGAUUCCCUCCUAGGAACGAGGCAUGUGGACAGUGCAGCUCUCAUCAGGCUCCAGGACCAAUCCUUAUGUGUCUCAUCACCGGGGUUUAAUCUGAUGCCCUGUGAUAUCCUAAAGCUGGUGAAUGACUUCGCCAGGAACCCUUUGGGAACCCGAAGAGAAGGAUUGUAUUUCAAAGAAAAGGAUUAUACAUGUGUCCGGGCAGAUGAUUAUUCUCUUUAUGCUAAGAAUGUGAAUUCUGGUGUGAUUGUUGUGAAGACUCAUCUGUAUCUUGUGGUGUCAACUUACACCAAAGGCAUGUACCCCAGUGUCUGUGUGGAAGCCACAGAGAAACUGGGUGACUAUCUAAGAAGAAAAAGAAGUUAA